GUGGCGCUCAUGUGUUUCAAAAUUUACAGUUUUCUCACAAAGUUAAGAUUGCACUUUCUUAACACCGUCAUGCCUCCCGUAAUAGUGUUUUGUGGAAAGUCUGUUUCCUGAAUGAAACUAUGAAGGGGUGAUAUUUUAUUUUGUACGAAAGACUCGAGUACAAGUGGAACACCCGUGUUGUUUUAGCCAUCUCAUCGCAUAUUUACUAAGCUCAGGUCAGCAACAGAGGAAAUAAGUUUUUCAAUUUUCACACGUUGAGGCAUACCUGUGUGUAAAUAUAUAGUAACAAAACCAAACGUGUUCUUAAAUCCUAUGAUUUUGACAGAAUUUGCGAAUGAAAACUGAAACACGAGGAAAAAGUGAAAUAUGCCGACUGUGAAGCAAUGACAAAUGCUAGUAUUUGCAAAAAUAAGACUACCGCCACAAAAUAAGUGUCCGGCAUGGAUAGGCUAAAAGGAAUUACAAAUGUCAGGCAGGAAAUGUUAAAUAACUACUCGUUCUGCCUAUUUAAUUUGAUACAUGUUUUGAAGAUAUAUAAAAAAGACUCCGUGGCCAGUAGAAAACGAAAGCGUAUCACAUGGUUCGUAAGUCUACUAACUCGUGCGUCAUUGUUAUUUUGAAGGAGACUGUUUUAUUAGCUGCCAGACGUUUGAAUUUCAUUUUGAAUUGAAUUUCUCAUCGAACGGUAAGUACAGUAAGUUUAACUCAAGUUUUGAAGCAAAGAGCUAAAGGAAAACAGUUUGUUAUCUUUAAGAUAAACUAUACCAUUACACGAAGACAGAAACAUUUGCAUUUAUAAAUGAAAGUUGCCCACUGCCAGGAUAUGAACUCUUCAAGUUAUACACUGGUUAACAGGCGUUAAGAUUCCAGGUGUACGUGGUAAACCUUCUCGCGCAUUAUAUAAUACUGAUAAAAUAUGCAUAUAUGUUGUGGUAGAACAGUAUUAACCUCAGUACAUUGAUUCUGACUACAUUCUGAUAGGUGAGCUCUUAAAUAAGGAAACUUUUACUUUGACUCUCUAAAGUAAUGAAGUAAAAUAAAAAGCUAUACGUUUUAAAGUUAGGUCUCUUUGCGUUAGUUGAAGGAUGGAAAAGAAUACAUGAACAAGGUUGUGAUAUAAUUCUUCUGUUAUGUUGCAGACACUGAGUCCCCGUUGUGAUCUGAAACGCUGUUACAAGAUUUUAAAGUGUUUUUUUCCUUUUUUUUUCUUUUGCUCUGUGAAAGGGAUUAGUGAGGUUUGACAUGAACAACGUGGAAGAAGUUAUACAAGUCAUCUCCAUCGGCCUUAUUGUUGCCGGCUUCCUUCUCAACACCAAACGAUUUCUAAGAGCCAUCGAAUUAUGCAAGGAAUGUUUGUUCAUUCUGAAAGACAGAGCAGGCAUGAAAGACCAGGAAUUAAGCAAAUCAUUCUACAAGAGGAUAUAUUGUACAAUGUGGAAGGCUUGUGGUCUUAUCAACGAUAACACAAACGCCAUAAAGUACGCCGAAAAAAUUCUCCAAAUUUGCUACGAAAGAGGUGAGAGACUUGAAGAAUGUACGCUAAGCAUAUUUCUUGCAGAAACGUAUUUUCAUCAAAGAAAAUACCCACAAGCAAAGCAACACUUGGAGAAAGCGCUCCUAAUCAGUAAAGAAAUUGGAGACACAAAAAGAGAAGCAUGCUGCCAUGGAAACCUUGGAGCUGUGUAUCAAUCAGUUGGCGAAUACGAGAAGGCUAGAGAACAUCUCGAGAAAUCACUUGCCAUUCAGAAAGAAACUGGAAACAGAAAUGGAGAAGCCUCCUCUUACGCAAAGCUCGGAAUUGUGUACCACUCAGUUGGCGAAUAUGAAAACGCCAAGGCAAAUCUCGAGAAAUCACUCGCGAUCCAGAAAGAAACUGGAGACAGGAAUGGAGAAGCCUCCUCUUACGUAAACCUCGGAAUUGUGUACCAAUCAGUUGGCGAAUAUGAAAAGGCCAAAGUACAUCUCGAGAAAUCACUCGCGAUCCAGAAGGAAACAGGAGAUAGAAAUGGAAGAGCGUCUUGUCUUUUAACCCUUGGAACUGUUUAUCUUUCAGUUGGCGAAUAUGAGAAGGCUAGAGAACUACUCGUGAAAUCACUUGCCACCCAGAAAGAAAUUGAAGACAGAAAAGGAGAGGCAAGCUGUCACGGAAACCUUGGAGCUGUGUAUCAAUCACUUGGCGAAUAUGCGAAAGCUAGAGAACAUCUGGAGAAAUCACUUGCCAUCCAGAAAGAGAUUGGAGACAGAAAAGGAGAGGCAUGCUGCCACGGAGACCUUGGAGCUGUGUAUCAAUCAGUUGGCGAAUAUGAGAAGGCUAGAGAACAUCUCGAGAAAUCACUUGCCAUCCAGAGAGAAAUUGGAGACAGAAAUGGAGAAGCAAGCUGUCAUGGAAACCUUGGAGCUGUGUAUCAAUCAGUUGGCGAAUAUGGGAAGGCUAGAGAACAUCUCGAGAAAUCACUCUCCAUCCAGAAGGAAACUGGAGACAGAAAUGGAGAAGCCUUCUCUUACGCAAACCUCGGAACUGUGUAUCAUUCAGUCGGCGAAUACGAAAAGGCCCUAGAAAAUCUCGAGAAAUCACUCGCGAUCCAGAAAGAAAUUGGACACAGAAAUCGAGAAGCUUCCUGUUACGCAAAGCUUGGAACAGUGUAUAAAUCAGUUAGAAAAUACGGGAAGGCUAGAGCAUAUCUCGAGACAUCACUCGCGAUCCAGAAAGAAACUGGAGACAGAAAUGGAGAAGCUUCCUCUUACGCAAUCCUUGGAACUGUGUAUCAUUCAGUUGGCGAAUAUGAGAAGGCCAAAGUACAUCUCGAGAAAUCAGUCACGAUCCAGAAGGAAACUGGAGACAGAAGUGGAGAAGCUGCCUCUCACGCAAAUCUCGGAAUUGUGUACCAUUCAGUCGGCAAAUAUGAGAAGGCUAUAGAACAUCUCGAGAAGUCACUCACGAUCCAGAAAGAAACUGGACACAGGUGUGGUGUAGCUUCCUGUCUUGCAACCCUUGGAGCUGUUUACCAAUCAGUUGGCGAAUAUGAGAAGGCUGGAGAACAUCUCGAGAGUUCACUUGCCAUCCAGAAAGAAAUUGGAGACAGAAAUGGAGAAGCUUCCUGUUACCGAACCCUUGGAUCAGUGUAUAGAAACAUUGGCAAAUAUGACAAGGCUAAAGCAUAUCUACAGAAAUCAAUUGCGCUCCAGAAAGAAACUGGAGACAGAAAUGGAGAAGCCUCCUCUUACGCAAACCUCGGAACUGUGUAUCAUUUAGUCGGCGAAUAUGAGAAGGCUGGAGAAUAUCUCGAGAAAUCACUCGCGAUCCAGAACGAAAUUGGAGACAGAAAUGGGGAAGCAAGCUGUCACGGAAACCUUGGAGCUGUGUAUCAUUCAGCUGGCGAAUAUGAGAAGGCCAUUCAACAUCUCGAGAAAUCACUUGCGAUCCACAAAGAACUUCAUGACAGAAAUGGAGAAGCCUCCUGUCUUGCAAACCUUGGAACCGUGUAUCGAUCAGUUGGCCAAUAUGAGAAGGCUAGAGAACAUCUCGAGAAAUCACUUGUCAUCCAGGAAGAAAUUGAUCACUUGCCAUCCGGAAAGAAAUUGGCCACAGAAAGGGAGAAGCUUACUCUUACUUAAACCUUUGGAACUUGAAGUAACUGAACAUUAGCUUAUAGUAAAUGGUUACAGAUUUGUUGUUGUUGUUGUUUUUUUAUUUUCUUUGUCAGGUGUUGGCAAGAAUGACGAGGACGGCAGCAUGUGAGAGGAUGAAUAUGCAAUCACCGUUUUCGAGUUAGUGCUAAGAUCUACAUACGUUUAUUAAAUGGACGGUUACCUUUUAGUCCUUUUCUGUCUAAAAAAUGCCUCAGCAAAAAUGUUUCGUGCAAAACUUAGUGCUGGAAGAUUUGAAACUACUUUCUCAAACUCAUUAAUAAUUCACCAAGUUUAAACAAAGGAAAUCAUGACAGUGACA
This is a messenger RNA of Orbicella faveolata, 3949 nucleotides long. RefSeq lists its product as uncharacterized. Gene Ontology annotation, biological process: establishment of mitotic spindle orientation. Lineage: Eukaryota; Metazoa; Cnidaria; Anthozoa; Scleractinia; Merulinidae. Gene Ontology annotation, cellular component: cell cortex. The record is from RefSeq and is a predicted model, not a curated record. Gene Ontology annotation, molecular function: G-protein alpha-subunit binding; GDP-dissociation inhibitor activity.